AUGAGUAUCCAAAUUCAUGUAAAAUCGGGUCAAAACAAAUGGGACGUGACGAUCGAACGGGAACAGACGAUCGCUGAGCUCAAAAAGGCGAUUGCACAAGUGUCAGAGAUCCCGGUUGAAAACCAAAGACUGAUCUUUUCUGGGAAAAUUCUGAAAGACGAUCAAACCGUGGAAUCGUACAAGAUCGACAACGACCAUGCUAUCCAUCUGGUGAAGUCUGGUGGCAACAAAGCGGCUGCGAACAGUCAAGCGAGCACGGCCGCCACCCAGAGUGCGGAUCCUGCAGCUUCUGUGCCAACAAAUUUGUCGGCGGGCCAAACGGGCGGGUUCAAUCCACUUUCGGACCUCACCGGUGCGCGCUACGCAGGUUACGGGCUGAACUUGCCCUCGGCAGACACGUUUGGGCCUGACGGCGGGAUGACAAACGCACCAAACCCAAAUGAGGUGCUUCGCAUGCUUGAAAAUCCGAUCAUGCAGUCUCAGAUGAACGAAAUGCUCAGCAACCCGCAAAUGAUCGAUUUUUUGAUCCAACAGAGCCCUCACCUGCAGAACAUGGGCCCUCAGGCACGCCAGCUCCUACAGAGCCCCUUUUUCAGACAAAUGAUGACCAACCCGGACAUGAUACGCCAGAGCAUGCAGUUUGCCGACAUGUUUGGUGGUGGCGACGGAGCCGAAGCGGCCUCGGCGUUCCCAGCACCAGGUACCGCCUCAACCACAGCAGCAGCACAAGAACCCGCGGCAGAUGCGACCUCGACUCGCGAUACGUCGUCGACUCCAGCUGCCGGAUCGCAACAGAAUCUUCUUUCGAACCCGUUUGCGUCUCUGCUGAAUCCACAGGCCGCUGCAGGCCAGGCGAAUCCCUUUGCAUCACUUUUCGGCGCCGCUCAAGCCGGGAAUCAACAGACUCCGGCUUUUGACCCGGCCCUCUUGUCCUCCAUCCUGGGAGGUCAACCACCGGCACCACAACAGCCUCAGGACACCAGGCCACCAGAGGAGCGUUACGAAGCUCAAUUGCGGCAACUGAAUGACAUGGGGUUCUUCGAAUUUGACAGAAACGUCGCUGCUCUUAGACGCAGUGGGGGUUCUGUACCGGGCGCCGUCGAUGCCCUUCUCAGCGGUGACGUCUAA
Molecule: messenger RNA, 1128 nt
Organism: Lachancea mirantina
Lineage: Eukaryota; Fungi; Ascomycota; Saccharomycetes; Saccharomycetales; Saccharomycetaceae
Source: the annotation of a GenBank genome assembly